This is a messenger RNA of Prosopis cineraria, 1754 nucleotides long. RefSeq names its product UDP-glycosyltransferase 87A1-like. The transcript is spliced from 3 exons. The coding region runs from base 155 to 1516 and encodes 453 amino acids. The record is from RefSeq and is a predicted model, not a curated record. Lineage: Eukaryota; Viridiplantae; Streptophyta; Magnoliopsida; Fabales; Fabaceae. Gene Ontology annotation, molecular function: UDP-glycosyltransferase activity.
UUGACACUUAGCCAAAUUAACAAGGACAGAAAAAGAGCACUGCCUUCAUCUCUUUCAUAUAGUUUGAAUAUAAUAAUCAGAAUUGGACGACAAAGCCGUCGCUGUGGACUGUGCGGCAGGAAACCAUACUCAUUACCCUGACUCGCCAGUCACAAUGCACAGCUCCGGCAGCAAGGAACCAACAAAAGUAUGCCACGUGGUGGCGAUGCCGUUCCCCGGCCGAGGACACAUAAACCCCAUGAUGAACCUGUGCAAAAUAUUAGCAUCUAGAAGAACCAGCGAGAUCCUCAUCACUUUUGUUGUCACCCAAGAGUGGCUUGGAUACAUCGGCUCCGAUCCGAAGCCGGAUAACAUCCACUUCAGCUCCAUCCCUAACGUGAUCCCGUCGGAGCGGGACAAAGCAGCCGACUUUCCGAGGUUUUACGAAGCCGUGAUGACGGAGAUGGAAGACCCGUUCGAGCAGCUUCUCGACCAACUUGAACCGCCGGUGUCAGCCAUAAUAGGCGACGUUGAGCUACAGUGGUCAGCAGCGGUAGGUAAUCGGAGGAACGUUCCAGUGGCAGUAUUAUGGACGAUGUCGGCUUCGUUUUACUCUAUGUUACAUCACCUGCAGAUUUUCACACGUAACCGACCGUUUUCUGUCGAUCGUCCAGAUGUUGAAGCAGAUCACGUGCCCGGAAUUUCUUCGGCUCAUAUGGCAGAUCUUCGAACAGUAAUUAAUGAAAACAACCAACGAGUUCUUCAGCUUGCAUUGGAUUGUAUAUCAAAAGUUCCCAAAGCAAAUUUUCUUCUGCUCACCACAGUACAUGAGCUAGAACCUGAAGCAAUUGAUUCUCUGAAAGCUACAUUCCCCUUCCCUGUCUACCCUGUUGGCCCCACUAUACCGUACUCAGAACUCAAGCCUAAUUCUGAUCACAACCUUGAGCAUCUAAAAUGGCUAGAUUCUCAGCCACAUGAAUCAGUACUAUACAUUUCUCUGGGUAGUUUCCUCUCAGUUUCUAGUGCCCAGAUGGACGAAAUUGUUUCAGCACUCAACACAAGUGGCAUUCCGUUCUUCUGUGUGGCUCGUGGGGAAGCUUCAAGGUUGCAGGAAAAUUGUGGUGAUAAGGGCAUGGUGGUGCCUUGGUGUGACCAAUUGAAGGUGUUGUCUCAUUCUUCUAUAGGUGGUUUUUGGAGCCACUGUGGAUGGAACUCCAUUCUUGAAGCUCUGUUUUCUGGUGUGCCGCUCCUGACUUUUCCUCUAUUUCUGGAUCAAGUUCCCAACACAAGUCAAAUUGUGAAUGACUGGAAGAAUGGGUGGAAAAUAGAUAGAUCAGAGUCGGAGAUCGGUGAAAUGUUUGUGGGAAAAGAAGACAUAUCAGAGCUAGUGAGGAGAUUCAUGGAUCUUGAAAGCAGGGAAGGGAAGCAAAUAAGAGACAGAGCAAGAGAGCUAAAGAGUCUCUGUGUUCAAGCCAUUUCAAAAGGUGGAUCAUCUGAUGGGAAUCUAGAUUCAUUUUUACGAGACAUUUCUAAGUGAGCCGUUAAACAUGCAAGGAUAAUCUCUAAGAAAUGUAGAAGCGAUCUUGGUUCUUCCAGGGCUUGAAAUAAAUGAAGUUAUCGGAGAUCUGUAAUGAUUUUCUUUUUCAUUUUGUGAUAGUAUCAUUAUGUCAUCUAUAUCUAAUUGAGAUAGAUCUCUUUUGACACAAGUGUUAGCAUCUACUUCAUGAUGUACCAAAUGCGUUGAUUUUCUGAUACUACAUAUUUAAUUUUGCUAA